Brettanomyces bruxellensis is the source of this 1407-nucleotide messenger RNA. It is a transcript of the gene CLB2, whose product is annotated as G2/mitotic-specific cyclin. NCBI's taxonomy places the organism in Eukaryota, Fungi, Ascomycota, Pichiomycetes, Pichiales, Pichiaceae. The transcript has a single exon. Gene Ontology annotation, molecular function: cyclin-dependent protein serine/threonine kinase regulator activity. The record is from RefSeq and is a predicted model, not a curated record. Bases 1 to 1407 code for a protein of 468 amino acids. Gene Ontology annotation, cellular component: nucleus; cyclin-dependent protein kinase holoenzyme complex; centrosome. Gene Ontology annotation, biological process: regulation of cyclin-dependent protein serine/threonine kinase activity; G2/M transition of mitotic cell cycle.
AUGUCGAGAAACACAUCAAGCAUGCAGCUGGAUGAGGAGAACCUGCCACGUGGGAUUUCCGCACAGGCGAAAAACGAGGCUUCGAAAAUAGUAAAGCCUGUGCAUAUACAGCGGGCCAGUCGGCCGGUGUUGAUAGAUGUGAACAGUAACCGAAACGGGACGAGUUUGAGACGCACACGCCAUCGGAGCACGAUUAGUUCGCCGUUUGUGACGCGUCAGAGGGAUUUGGGGGCAAAAAAGGACAGGGGAGAGGCCGAAGGGCCGCCGAAAGAGGUUGGUAUGGCAGAAAGUGGAGUUGGAGGUAGAGCUGAGGGUUCAAAUGGUGGAAAUAAUGUUGGAAGUUCUGGUAGAAAUCAUAGUGUUGAAAGUUCUAAUGCUAUUGGAAGCUCAAACCACCUCCCUACUGCUUCUGCAAGCAGAGGGCUUUCCAGACAGGAUAAUGGAGCAUACUUUGCCGAAAACAGGGCUGACGAGGCGCGGUAUUCGCUAAAAAGGCAAGCCCCUGAGCCGGAGCAGGAACCAGCAAGCACAAAAAAGAUGAAAGUGGAGCCGGAAUACUCGUGGGAAGACUUAGAUGCAGAAGAUGCAGACGACCCACUCAUGGUGAGCGAGUAUGUGCAGGAGAUAUUCGAUUAUUUGCACGAGUUGGAGCUGAAAGCACUUCCUGAUCCAAACUACUUGGAGUGGCAGCGGAAUUUGAGGCCGAAAAUGCGGUCGAUAUUGGUCGAUUGGAUGGUGGAGGUGCACUUGAAGUUCCGGCUGCUUCCAGAAACUUUGUACCUCUCGAUAAACAUCAUGGACAGGUUCAUGUCGCGAGAAAUGGUGCAGGUCGAUCGACUCCAGCUACUUGCGACGGGGUCGCUAUUCAUCGCGGCCAAAUACGAGGAGGUGUACUCUCCAAGCGUGAAAAACUACGCUUAUGUCACCGAUGGCGGUUUUACGGAGGAUGAGAUCUUGCAAGCAGAGCGCUUUAUCUUGGAGAUCUUGAACUUCGACAUGAGCUAUCCGAACCCGAUGAAUUUCCUGCGGCGUAUUUCCAAAGCUGAUGAUUACGAUGUCCAGGCAAGAACCAUCGGCAAGUACUUGCUUGAAAUCACCGCUAUCGACUAUAAAUUCAUCGGUUACCUCCCGUCUCUUUGUGCUGCCUCUGCCAUGUAUAUUUCUCGCAAGAUGCUUGGCAAAUUCGACUGGAACGGCAACCUGAUACAUUACAGUGGUGGUUAUCGUGAGUCCGACAUGCGUGAAACGUGUGAGAUGAUGAUAGAUUACUUGGUUGGGCCCAUUGUGCACGAGGAGUUUUUCAAGAAAUACGCUUCACGAAGAUUUAUGAAGGUUUCGAUACUUGCCCGGCAGUGGGCCAAGAAGUUGGUGCGGCAGGGGAAGGACAUAAUGGAUGCAAUUGUGUGA